Messenger RNA from Branchiostoma belcheri (Belcher's lancelet), 1604 nucleotides. RefSeq lists its product as uncharacterized. The transcript has 11 exons. Lineage: Eukaryota; Metazoa; Chordata; Leptocardii; Amphioxiformes; Branchiostomatidae. Bases 133 to 1347 code for a protein of 404 amino acids. The record is from RefSeq and is a predicted model, not a curated record.
CGCACUAGCACCCGGAAGUAGUCUGGGCUCAGCCCAAAGCCAUUUUGUGCCGAUUUUCAAAGAGCGCUGCGCGGUUUUAGACAAGUUUCAGGCAUAUUUUAUCAAGACAAGCUUGCUUCGAGGUUGAAAACAAUGGCUUUCAGCAGAAGAGGGUUCAUAGUUACCCUGGUAUUCUGUCUGUUACUGUUGGCAGAUGUCUAUGGCCAAGUCAGCAACGACACCAGAGCAUUUCCUGUUGGUGGUACCACAACUCUCCCCUGUACUGGAGUUCCCUAUGACGGAGUCACUAAACACUGGGAGAAAAAUCCAGUACUUCCGAUCAAGUACCUGGUAGCGAUUCAGACACCACUCGGGCAGUCGUCACCUUCAGCACCGUUUUACGAUGAGACCAACAUCGCAGCAGCCGGUCUGACUGGCAGGUUCACAGUUGCUAAUGACUUGAUGACUGCAACCAUCACAGCAGUGAGGGAGACGGAUGAUGGGGACUAUAGAUGUGCUUCUGGAGCAUCAGAGAUCAUACAUAAACUUGUCAUAUACAAACUGGAUUCGGUGCGUAUACAGCCUCCUGGAACUGUCGAGGGAUAUGUUGGAGGUACGUUUGAUGUCACUUGUGAUGCAGACAGCAAACCCACACCCAGCUUCAACUGGACAAAACAAGGAGACAGCAGUUUCACAGCAACAGGAGCCACUCUGCGGAUCAGCAGUCUCACUAUGAACCAUACUGGCACAUACGUGUGUACAGCCUACCAUGCGUAUGCCAGUGAUACUGCUAGUGUGCAGUUGACAGUCAGUGAAGCAGAGCUGACCGUCGCUCCCACUUCACAAGGACGAACAGGAGUUGUCACCUCCGUCCCAAUCUCUGCAUCCAAAUCACCAGGUCCUAAUGAUGGUUCAAACGCCCCGCAAACAGGAGGAGCAAAUACAGGAGCUAUUGUGGGCGGUGUCAUUGGAGCAACGGCAUUCGUAGGUGUGAUGGUAGCCGUGGCGUUCUUCGUGCUUCGGAAGAAACGCGCGGAUAGGGGUGAGAAAGAUGGAGUUGAAAGUGGAAAUGACGAGGUAACCUACCAUGCAGCUGGCCAUCCCGGGGCUCCUGAGAACAUGUCACGCCCACCACCGAACCAGCCGGAAGUGAUGUACGCAGAACUGGACCUUAAGAACGCGCCCGCCGGCUCCCGUAAGCCGUACGUCGCCACACCCGACGAUUCGCCGACUGAGUACGCUCAGAUCCGCCCGAGCAAACCACCACGAUCGACUGUGCCCCAUACCCUGGCCCCUGAUGACAAAACAGAAUACGCUUCCAUAACCAAGCCAAAGCCUAAUAAAAGACUUGACCUGCAAGCAGUCUAGAGGGCACCUUGAAGUGGAGAAUUCUGCUAUAUUUUCGCCCCCCUCCCCCCUAAAAUUGUCCCAAAGUGACAACCAGUGCCUCUGUUUUGGGGAUUUGUAGACACAAACUGUAGUGUCGUAGCCCCAAAUAACAUUCCAACCCUGACUAAAAUUGACAAAUGAUGUGAAUAUAGUCUAUACACUGAGGACUAAAAUAUGCUGACUACAGAUCGUACUAAAAGAUUAUGUAUUAAUUGAUUGCGAGUUGAAGAGGUCAC